Amoebophrya sp. A25 is the source of this 818-nucleotide messenger RNA. NCBI's taxonomy places the organism in Eukaryota, Dinophyceae, Syndiniales, Amoebophryaceae. The record is from the annotation of a GenBank genome assembly.
GGAAAAGGGAGUCAUUUGUUCUUGCCUCUGCAUCCGCUUAUUCUUGUACAGCUAGAGAAUUUAUAAAGUGGUCUACUUUUGAAAAACUUGUUUUUGGCUCUUCAGCAGCCAUUUAUGUCUGCCAGUUUUCCUGGUAGGCCCACACCUAACCUAACCUUUAUUGAUCAUUGCAUCUGCAUAUUCUUGUACUACAUCAUUGGGUAGAAAAUUUGUCCACAGCUAGAGAAUUUAUAUCAGAGUGGUCUUUUCAAAAAACUUGUUUUUAUUGCCACAGAAUGAGGAUACUUUUUUUGAAGGGUUGGAUUUGUGGAAUCCGAGGCGUCUCUGGUACGCCGCUCAUGAAUCCAGCACAUGGACCAAGACAGGGAAAUCCAGCACAUGUUAAGGCUACAAGAAUUAUUUCCUCACUGCCAUCUUGGUCCUCGUAUCUCCCAUUUUCAGAGGCAUCUUGGUCCUCCCGUUUUUAAAGGGAAAAGGAGACCCAAGAUGCUGCUGAAGGUGGAUUUCUCUUAGUUCUAAACAUGGGCCCUACGGUGGUGGAGCGCAUGACCCAUCAUGUGGCAUCGGCCCCCUGACAAAAAUCUUUGGAAAUCUCAAGCUGUCCUCAAGUGCGACGUCGUGUGGAGGAGGAAGAGAAGGAGUAGAAGGUCGUGUGCCACUGAUGGAAGAGACAGGCUUGUCACAACAAGUACAACAAGACGAUGAUGUACCAGCACAAGAGGUGGACUCACUUACGCCUGGGUCGAGGGGUUCUUUAUCAAGGCCGGGGGCUUCUGAAGAUGGAGAUAAAGAUGAACGAAUUGAGGCCCGAGAAGUAG